CCUCGCGUUAUGGAGAUGAGGGACUCCUGGAGCUGUUCAUUAUCGCAUCCUUUGUCCUGAUAUAGAUUUCCUUCUUGUUCUUUUUCCUUUGUCGCUCUGCGAGCGUCUGCUACUUUGCUUUAUAUCGGCCCCUUCGAUUUUUCCUUCACUGCGAUUUGAGUGGUUGCAUCUCCAGCGAUACUGAGAAAUCAUCUCACUGCCUUUCAAGUGUACCAAGCGACAUCACGAAGCAACGAAAAGACAACGGAUAGAACCAACACCCCACAAGCAAGGACAAGCUAUUCUCAACCAUCAACAUGGGACUUCAAAGUGCCAUCAAAGCCGGCCAGACCGCCGUCGAACUCGGCCGCACCGCUCAAGGCUUUGCCGGCGCCGCCUCCGAGCUGCGGUCCGCCGACAAGGAUGAGCUGGGCCGCAAGGCCGGUCGCCAUGCCUUCAACGAGGGCGCCGAGACGGGCAAAACAAUGGGCAAGACAUGGCUUAAGACGUUCGAGGUAAUCCCCCGCAUGAUCGCCCGCGGACUGCAGUUUCUCUUUGCCAUCAUCGCCUGCGGCUUCUACGGAAACAGGGUCGACGCCGAUCGGAAAGACGACGAUGGCUUCUCGCCCGAGUGGCUCCUGGCCAUCAUUGUCGCGGGCCUGUCAGCCAUCACGGCGGUCCUCUUCGUCGCCGCGACGCCACUAGGUGCCAUUCCCUACUUUGGGAGCCGGAUCAAGCUGUUCAAGACGUACCGGGCCUUCCCCUGGGACGCGAUCCUCUUCUUUGCCUGGGUGGUGGUGUUUGGCAUCUUCGCGGGCAUCUUCCUCCACAGGAGCGGCGACGGCGACGACAAGUACAAGGGGAGCUCGACGGGGGCGAUGAAGACGGCUGUCUGGGUGGACUUUGUCAAUGCGCUUCUCUGGCUCGCGUCGGCGGUCUAUGGCGCCUUCAAGACGUUUUUGGGUGACAAGGCGGACGAGAUGACGGAUAAGGUCGGGACCAAGCUCUUUGAGAAGAAAAAGGCGGUCCCCAAGGACAAUUCUGACGCCGAGAGCGUGUGAAGCUGCGGCCAGCGGGCUAAUUAAGUACAUAACCUCCAAGGACAAGCCAACACACAUUUAUCACAGUGACAGUCGAAAGCCGACAGUUGUGGGUGUCUCGCUUCCUUGGUGUAUUUAACGCCACAUGAAUAUAUACCUCCUUCUGCGCCGAAGCACUACCUUCUCCCACUCUCAG
Emericellopsis atlantica is the source of this 1215-nucleotide messenger RNA. RefSeq lists its product as uncharacterized. The transcript has a single exon. NCBI's taxonomy places the organism in Eukaryota, Fungi, Ascomycota, Sordariomycetes, Hypocreales, Bionectriaceae. The record is from RefSeq and is a predicted model, not a curated record. The coding region runs from base 297 to 1040 and encodes 247 amino acids. Gene Ontology annotation, cellular component: membrane.